Stylonychia lemnae is the source of this 1431-nucleotide messenger RNA. NCBI's taxonomy places the organism in Eukaryota, Ciliophora, Spirotrichea, Sporadotrichida, Oxytrichidae. The record is from the annotation of a GenBank genome assembly.
AUGAGCAAAUCAAUGAUUAAUUUGAUGAUGACGAUAUCGAAAUAUCUGGUAAACAACCCUGAUUUUGAUAAAAAUGUCAUAGAAUAGGAAGAUGAGAUUGAGGACAACUAAAAAUCUAGAGCUCCCCGCUCAAAUGGAAGAGGAUAAGAUUUCCUAAUUACAGCUUACAGCUAAAACUUUAGAGAUGCGCAUUUUUACUUUCCUGUUAGUUAAUAUAUAUUUUACGAAUAUUUGUAGAGUUAUUUUGAGACUCAAAGAUAAAGAGGAAAAGUGACUGAAGAAGAUGAAAAAAAGGGGAAAUAGAUUCUUCUUAAAGGAGACUUUAUCAAUGAUAAAUCUAGAAGUAAUUAGGCUGCUAAAAAAGAUCUAUAAAACUUAAAGAAACUUAAAGUACCUUCAAAAAAAAGUUUUAAAUCAGACUAUGAAGAUAUUCAUCCUUUUGAUGACGAAGAUAAUAUACCUAACCAAGAUUUAACAUAGUUAAAAAAUGAUGAGGAUGCAGUGAGAGAAUAGGAGGAUACUUCAACUAAAAAGCAUCUUUAGUAAAAGCAAGCCAUUCUAAGUCAACUAUUUUCUCAGAAGAACUUUUAGUCUUGGAAGUACUUUUUAGACUGUGGGUUCAAUCUACUAAUCUAUGGAAUUGGGAGCAAGAGAAAACUUAUCAAUAACUUUAUACAGCAUUAUCUUCAGUAGGAGCCUUGCAUCAUUUUAAACGGAUUUCAUUCAGCUACUACAAUUAAGUCUCUAACAAAUCCCAUAAUCAAAUUUAUUUACAAAAAUAUUCCUAACACAAAAAAUUACAAUUCAGUAGUUGAUCAAAUAGAAGAAAUAAAAAGAGUGCUAGACAAACCUCGUCCUGAAAAUCAAUUUACCAAAAUUUAUGUUAUCAUACAUUCAAUGGAUGUAGGAGCAUUGAAAAAUCAUGAAUGGCAGUAGUAUAUUAGUGAACUAGCUAAUGUCAGAUCAAUUUCACUUAUUGUAAGUGUGGAUCAUAUUAAUUCAGGUAUAAUGUGGAGUGAUUCAAUGCUAGAUAGAUUUAAUUUCUAUGCAUCAGAGGUAAAUACAUUUGAGGACUUUGAUACUGAGCUUGAGUAUCAAUCACCACUGUUCUAAUUUAAGAAUGAUAAUCAAGAAGUUGGAUUGUUAUUUGUAUUUAAAAGCAUGACUGGUAAUUAAAAGAAAUUGAUAAGCAUAAUCGCUUAAUAUUUACUUGAUAAUCCAUAAGAGAAAGGAAUUUCGUAUAAGGAAUUAAUGAUUAAAUGUGUUGAGUAGAUGGUGUGCCACAGUAAUAAAUAAAUGAAGGAUGGACUCCAUGAGGCUCUUGAUCACAAGAUUGUUAUUGAAAAACAAGAUGAUAAAGGUCAUAUUUACUUAUGUAUGAACUAUCCCGUUCCACUGCUUGAAAAGAUAGUUAAUGACGAAUUUAAGUGA